AAUCCGUCAGUAAAGACCAGUACCCACCAGGUCUCCCGGUAUCGGUAUGGUGUCGGUCUUUGCGGCUGGCGCUGUCAUGUGAUAUGAAAUGCGUAGAGCUAGUACACCUGGUCACACAUCAUACGUAGUGUCUUGCUACGCCAGCUUUUUUCGAGCGACUUGUAUCAGUUUGGUUUUUCGGCAGUACGGUACCAACAGAUGCCCUCGUCUUCGAUCACUUUUGCUGCCGUAGAGCGGCAGCCGGGCAACAUUCCGUCUCCUCCGGAUGCGGAGACGCGGAUAAAGAUCGUGAAAGUGGGUGAGUGGAUUGUCGAGAAGCUGAAUUGCGGGUUCGAAUGGGAAUUCCAGGCCUGGGAAGCGCAUUUGAGGAAGGAAUACCUUGCGAAAGACUACCCGUUGACGGUAGUGAGAGGAACGCCGGGCGAGAAAAUUCAGCUUACCGCUGACGUUCUGGAAAAGGCCAUGACCUACGCCAAGACGAUGGCCGGCACGGCGGGUGGAGGGAGCACCAGCAGUCUUUUCAACAGACACUCAGGCUCGUCCUCAAGUAGCAAGGAAAUCCCGGGCGCAGGAACAGGAGGAAGACAAGCCAUGCUCGCACAAACUGGCGGCUCGAGCAGUACGGAGGGCUGCGAAAAGGAAAAGCAACCUUCCGCUGGCGGCAAGUACACCGUAGAUAAGCGGGACCACGUCCACGAUCAUAGCGGCCGCGAAGGUCGCGACCAACUUAGCAGCAAGCGUUUUUUAAUCGGAAGCAAAACCAAGACAAGAGUAAAAGAGGACACGUCCUCUCCCAGCGCCAGCUCCGAGUCUGAAGCGUCAUCAUCGAGUUCGAGUGACACCAGUAGUGACAGCGAAAGCUUGAGCAGCUCGUCAAGCAGCUCGUCAAGCAGUGUGCGAAUCAAAAGGCAGACCAACCGUUUGAAAAUCAAGAGAAACUACAACAAGCGUGAAGAAACUCGGAAGACCGACAGAGGUAGGCAAAAAGGGACGAUAGCCAGUGAAAAAAAUGCGAAAAAAUUUCGGGAACGAAGUCCAAAACGGAAGCCAUUAAGAGACAAAGACCGAGAUGAUCGCAGGUACAGCUGUACUUUGGUCGAGUCACGCUCAACAUUUUUAAAAGCCAAGCAGUACUAAAUUUGAGGUCAGGACCAGUUUAAAGCUUUACCAGGCAGUUUCUGUAGUAGCAGCGUGCGAGCGACUCAGGCCAAAGUCAAAAAGCAAGCGCAAAAGCCUUUUUAUCUUUUUUCUCCUUAUCGCUUUUUUCUAGUUACACAACGUCCCUACCGCCGCUUUCGAGCGAGCAUUUGUAAACUUACUCUUUAUGAGUAUUUACAAAAAACUAUCUGAUCUGAUCUGAUCAUGCUUCUGCGCAUCAUGUACCUGUUUGAUGAAAAGCAAAACAUCAUAUCGACACAGGUACGACCAGAGGCAUCGCAAAGUUUCUGGACGUACCGACAAGGGGCCGAACCGCCUUCGGAGGUAG
Molecule: messenger RNA, 1486 nt
Organism: Amoebophrya sp. A120
Lineage: Eukaryota; Dinophyceae; Syndiniales; Amoebophryaceae
Source: the annotation of a GenBank genome assembly